AUAGUGAUUCUUCUUUAUGGGAAGGUUAUUUUCAUUCUCUGUUUCUCAGACCUUUUCCUAUAGAUGGGAACGGGGGAAGGAGCCCAGACGUGGCAACUCAUUCACAGGCUCCUGCAGGACCACCAUGGCUUAUGAUGGCACCAAGAAGAAAGAAGAGUUCCUAGAGAGUCACCGAAGUGCUGAUGACGUGCUGGCACCUGGCAGGAUACAGAGAGAGAAAAAGCGCUCAUACAAGGAUCUUCUGCAAGAGGAAGAUGAGAUAGCAACUCAGGUAGAAACCCUCAGAGAAAAGGUUCAAGGUGUAAGGACAUGCAUAAAGGACAGUGAGUUUUUUCCGGGGACAGAAGCUCAUAAAAAAAAGAGAAAGCAUUCCUCUGAUGAGUUCUGCUACAGAGGUGUCUCGCCUUUGGAUCUACCAUCAAAGAAGAAGAAAAAAGCAGCUUCUAGCCCAUCCUCAGCUGAUACAAACAUGGAUUUACUCAAGGCUAUCAACUCACCUUUGGCCACAAGCUCAAAGUCUUCAAAGAGGACCUCUGAAAAAUCAUCUCAUUCUUCCUCUGGCCAUUCUGAAAGCAGAAAGGAGCAUCCCAAGAAGAAGCUGAGUGGGAGCAGUGGGGAGCACUCAGUGGAUGAUGGCAGCUCCCACAAAUCUAAAAAGAUGAAACCUCUUUAUGUGAACACGGAGACACUUACUCUUCGUGAACCUGAUGGCUUGAAGAUGAAGCUCAUCCUUUCACCAAAAGAGAAAAGUAGCGCAGCAGAUGAUGAUUCUUUAUCCUACUCUUCAGCACCAGCAGCUGCAAAGAAAUCGUCAAAGAAAUCAGCUCGAGAUGAGCAAGGCUCAUUUCUGCUGGGGCACGAUCUGCAGAGCUUCCUGAAGUCAUCCCGGAAAAAGCACAAACCUCCUCCGGACUCACAUCCACCUUCUGAGAGUUUCGGUGCUGACACCUCCCUUCAUUCAGAGGGCCAUGGAAGUGAGUACGAAGUUUCAGGUAUGGAGGCACCGCCAGAAUCUGGUUCUUCUUCUGGUGGAGAGUUGGAGGCUGGAGAGCUGGUGAUAGACGACUCCUACCGGGAGAUCAAGAAGAAGAAGAAGUCAAAAAAAAGUAAGAAAAAAAAGGACAAGGAGAAACACAGAGAGAAGAAGCACUCCAAGUCUAAAAAGAGUUCUGGGCACUCUCCUGUGGCAGUAGGAGAAGUAAGAGUGUCACCACCACCUCCCAGUACCCCCUAUGUUAUCCCUCCACCUCCUGCUGUUUUCCACUCAGAUGGUCAAGGUGAGAAGAGGAGGAAAAAGGAAGACAAGGAGAAGGACAAGGCUGAGAAAUGGGAAAAGCCAAAGAAGAAAAACAUGUCUGCCUAUCAGGUGUUCUGUAAGGAAUAUCGUACAACUAUUGUGUCUGAGCAUCCUGGAAUAGAUUUUGGAGAGCUAAGUAAAAAACUGGCAGAAGUGUGGAAGCAGCUACCUGAGAAGGAUAAACUGAUCUGGAAACAGAAAGCUCAGUAUCUCCAACAUAAGCAGAAUAAAGCAGAGGCCACCACUGUGAAGAGAAAAGCAUCAUCUUCAGAUGGUGCCCCGAAAAUGAAAGCUUCUCCAACAGGAGUUAUUUCUCCUCACAAAAAAUCCCCCACCAGCACUGUGGUGGUGCCUUCCUCACCAGCCAAAGUCCCUGAGACAGAUCCCAUUGAUGUAGCUGCACAUUUACAGUUGCUGGGUGAAUCUCUGAGCCUCAUUGGACACAGACUGCAGGAAACAGAGGGAAUGGUGGCUGUUUCAGGAAGUUUGUCAGUACUCCUGGAUUCAAUCAUCUGCGCUUUGGGCCCGUUGGCAUGUCUGACCACACAACUGCCUGAGCUGAAUGGCUGCCCAAAGCAUGUUUUGUCAAACACACUAGACAACAUUGCCUACAUCAUGCCUGGACUUUGAUGGGAAAGGAUCCUGGGAUGUACUCAACCUCUGUGUAACUGACUUGUGUACAUGCACUACACCGACGCUCCCAAAGGGCUCCGUGUGGAGGCUUUUAAAGUUUUGUAUAUGUAUAGUAUAUACAUAGGAUUGUAACUAUUUGAUUUCUAUUUUAUGAAAAGUUGUGAAGUUAAGCUGAGAAAACCCUUUUGUGUUGGUGGGUGAAAUGUCCUCCAAUCUGAAAGUAUUUUGUAUGAAGAAUUCAGAAAGCUUUUGAGAUAUUCGCCUUAAAUUCAGAUUUGGUGGGGGAAGCAAACAGAGAAUGGACUUCUUGAUAUAAAGAAGAAAGCUGUCACCAUGAGAGGGGUCAUUGGAACAGGUGGCCCAGAGGGGUUCUUGAGUCUCUUUCCUUGAUGAUAUUCAAAAACUGAAUGAGCAGCCUGCUGCAGUUGGACUUGUUUUAGAGAGAUGGACCAGAUGAUCUCCUGAUAUCCCUGCCUAAACUAAAGUAUUCUGAUAUUCUAUGGGCAGGUAGAGAUGAUAAUAUAUUUUGGACCAAGGAAUAGAACUGAAUUCUUCACCAGCCCUAUUUGUAACUUUUUUUCUGUUUAAAACCCACUUCUUGAGCAGGAAGCUGGAUAGGUUUUUGCCUCUUUCUUUUGGUCACUUUCUCCAACCCCUACUCCUCAGUUAGUAAUAACUGAAAGUUGUCAGUGUCGGCUGGCUGGUCUGGUAGCUGUCAUUAGAAGUGAAGUAGAAAAUGACAAGAAAUUUUAUUUUUUUCUGUGGACUCCUACUCAAAUCAUCAUUAGCACAAUGUAUCAACCCAUUGUGUUGGCUUGAGAGAAUGAACCUCCUGCUGAUUCUUCCACAGCAUGGUCAGUCUGCUUUGAUGGAAAGGAGUAGAGAAGCAGAUGGGACAAACUUGGAUUGUUUCUGCCUGUCUUGCACCUGUUUUGUGAAAUGGCUCAUCCCCCAUCCCUCUCACCAGCACUGUUGCAGGAGCUGUGCUGCUGCUGCAAGGCAGUAGCCAGUGGCCAGUCUGAAGCAGUUACGGCCACGUAAGGCACGUGUGGGUUGAUUGGGGCAGUUUCCCUUCCUUCCUGCCACAUACUUGGAGUUUGGUUUUCUGCUCCUCUGGAAGAGGAGCCGCAGGAGAACACUUGAUUCCUGUUUAGGCUUUUGUCUGUGUGUAUGUAUGUGUAUGUGGUGUUCAUAUCACAUGUAUUUAAAUUUUACCAAUAUCUGUAACAGAUUUUAAUUUAUCCUGUAUAUUUCUCUGUGUGUGUGUGUGUAUAUAUUUAUAUAUAUAUACAUAAUUUAAAAGCAAAAAUUCCUCCCUCAGCCAACAGUGUGUGAAAAAUGUGAAUCAAGUUUGCCUCACCUCAUUUCCUGCAGGAAUCAACUCUGUGUAUAGUAGUAAGCAUGGGCAUUGUGUAAGGAAACACCAGGAAGAUUCUAAACGUUUUUAGAAACAGGCUAUCUUGUGAAGGUAGGCAGAACAACUGAAAUAUCAUUUGACUCAGGCCUUACCAGCUCUGUAACAGAAAGGUUUUAAAAUUACAGAAGAGGCAUUUUUUACUUCCACGUAAGUCUAGUUUCUGUUUUUUAGGACAGCUGAAAGUAACCUGUCCCUCACUGUGGCUGAGCCACAAAUCAGAAGUAAAUUAAAUCCUGGGGUGUGGAGGAGGGUUUUUCUCCCCAUGCCUCUUUGCCACGUAUUCCACAGAUGUGCCUGUACAAGGUAGUCUGUCUCCUACAGAUCUUUUCUCAGUGCAGUGAGGGGUUUUCUCAGCAGGGGAGGUGCAGAAGGUUCUCAGACCACCAGGCCAGAACACAUGUUUUAACAGCUUAGGACAAAUCCCAAUGAGCCUGGAAAUAGGAAGGGCCCAGGAGAGAGGCAGCCCAGUCGUGCUUCAUAUCCUGGCCCAUAUUAAAUCAUCUGCUGUUGUGAGCAGCACAAAAUAACCGGCUCUUUCCAGCCCUUUACAGUUGAGAGCAUUGUGGUGAAGGGGUAGAUCUUCUGAAGAAACAGAAGGGGAUCAACUCUAGCUUUGUCCUCUGUACAACAGAAAACUCUUGAGGAGUGAAAAAUACGCACGACCCUGGUGUAUUGUAUUUUUAUUAAAAUUUGUACACUUUGUAUAAUCUGUAUCUUGUGGUAUUUGGUACUAUAGGGAAACUUUGUCAAGACUUAGCAGUUUUUAUAUUUUUGUUAUUUCUUUGCUGUUUGGUCCAGAUUACAUUACAAUUCUACACAGACUUUUUUGUACUGUACUUACAAUAUAAUUUUUUUUU
This is a messenger RNA of Parus major (Great Tit), 4204 nucleotides long. It is a transcript of the gene HMGXB4, whose product is annotated as HMG-box containing 4. Lineage: Eukaryota; Metazoa; Chordata; Aves; Passeriformes; Paridae. The transcript is spliced from 10 exons. The record is from RefSeq and is a predicted model, not a curated record. Bases 17 to 1927 code for a protein of 636 amino acids.